CGAAACCAACCGGCCACGUGUCCAUGCCUCCCUUCCUCCCUAUAAAUUCCCAGCCCGUCGCCUCCGCUUUCCCCAAUCCAGUCUCCCCCAAUCCCAAUUCCCAACCGCCAUCGGCAGGCAAGCGAUCGAAAGCAAAGAGGCUCUCGCGAUCAUCUCGACAAGAUGCAGAUCUUCGUCAAGACCCUCACUGGCAAGACCAUCACCCUUGAGGUCGAGUCCUCAGAUACAAUUGACAACGUCAAGGCAAAGAUCCAAGACAAGGAGGGGAUCCCACCGGACCAACAGCGUCUGAUCUUCGCUGGCAAGCAGCUUGAGGACGGCAGGACGCUCGCUGACUAUAACAUCCAGAAGGAGUCCACCCUCCACCUCGUGCUCAGGCUCAGGGGUGGUAUGCAGAUCUUCGUCAAGACCCUCACUGGCAAGACGAUCACUCUAGAGGUUGAGUCCUCGGACACUAUCGACAAUGUGAAGGCCAAGAUCCAAGACAAGGAGGGCAUCCCACCAGACCAGCAGCGCCUCAUCUUUGCUGGCAAGCAGCUUGAGGACGGCCGCACCUUGGCCGACUACAACAUCCAGAAGGAGUCCACCCUUCACCUCGUGCUCAGGCUCCGUGGUGGCAUGCAGAUCUUCGUGAAGACCCUGACUGGGAAGACCAUCACCCUGGAGGUUGAGUCGUCCGACACCAUCGACAACGUGAAGGCGAAGAUCCAGGACAAGGAGGGCAUCCCUCCGGACCAGCAGCGCCUGAUCUUUGCCGGUAAGCAGCUCGAGGACGGCCGCACCCUGGCGGACUACAACAUCCAGAAGGAGUCUACGCUUCACCUGGUGCUGCGUCUCCGUGGUGGCCAGUGAAGUUGUUCGUCCCGGUGGGUUCAAAGGUCUCUGGUGGCGUCCCCAGUCCCCAGUUCAGUUGUCGUCGUGCUGGGUCUCUCUCCAAGUCGUGUUCUGUUUUCAGUUUCCGCUAUGAUCGUGAGUACCGUACUGUGCUGCAAACAUCUGCUGCCGUAAAGCAGCUUGGUUUCUGUUAUGGAUAAACCUGAUUUGCUUUA
Phragmites australis (common reed) is the source of this 1049-nucleotide messenger RNA. RefSeq names its product polyubiquitin 11. Gene Ontology annotation, cellular component: cytoplasm; nucleus. Gene Ontology annotation, molecular function: ubiquitin protein ligase binding; protein tag activity. The record is from RefSeq and is a predicted model, not a curated record. Gene Ontology annotation, biological process: protein ubiquitination; modification-dependent protein catabolic process. The coding region runs from base 163 to 852 and encodes 229 amino acids. Lineage: Eukaryota; Viridiplantae; Streptophyta; Magnoliopsida; Poales; Poaceae. The transcript has 2 exons.